Messenger RNA from Morus notabilis, 1736 nucleotides. Its product is annotated as formamidase. The record is from RefSeq and is a predicted model, not a curated record. Bases 187 to 1551 code for a protein of 454 amino acids. NCBI's taxonomy places the organism in Eukaryota, Viridiplantae, Streptophyta, Magnoliopsida, Rosales, Moraceae. The transcript is spliced from 7 exons. Gene Ontology annotation, molecular function: hydrolase activity, acting on carbon-nitrogen (but not peptide) bonds, in linear amides.
UACAUUCAUGAACACACGACUUAAAAUAUCAACACUAAACUUUGUCGUGCCUGACGACCUCUCAUGGCUGUCGAACGUCUCAUCUGAAAACGAAAUCUGGACGCUGAUUGAUUCCAUUUCCAUUUCCAUGGACACUGAGAAUCCUCUCCGUAUUGGGAACUCACCUAGUUUUGUCUGGUCGGAUCCAUGGCUCAACACGGUCCGCGACUGGUCGUCCCAAUCGACGUGAACAAGAAGCCUCGGGAACAGGAGCUUCCCCUCCACAACCGAUGGCACCCGGAGAUCCCGCCGGUCGCGGAGGUCGCCGCCGGCGAGGUCUUCAGAGUUGAAAUGGUGGAUUUCAGCGGCGGCGGUAUUACCAAGGAAUUCACCGCCCAUGACAUCAAACACGCCGAUCCUUAUAUCGUUCAUUAUCUCAGUGGGCCUAUCAGAAUAUUGGACAAGGAUGGAGCUGCAGCCAAGCCAGGGGAUCUUCUGGCGGUUGAGAUCUGCAACUUGGGUCCACUUCCAGGAGAUGAAUGGGGUUACACAGCCACAUUCGAUCGAGAGAAUGGCGGCGGUUUUCUGACCGACCAUUUUCCUUGUGCAACCAAAGCUAUUUGGUAUUUUGAAGGAAUAUAUGCUUACUCUCCUCAAAUACCAGGAGUAAGAUUUCCGGGUUUAACUCACCCGGGAAUAAUUGGAACAGCGCCAUCAAUGGAACUCCUCAAUAUAUGGAAUGACAGGGAGAGAGAGCUGGUUGAGAAUGGACUCGAGUCUCUGAAACUAUGUGAAGUCUUGCAUCAACGACCAUUGGCCAACUUACCAACAACAAAAGGUUGUGUCCUCGGAAAGAUCAAAGAGGGCACUCCUGAAUGGGAGAAGAUAGCUCAGGAGGCUGCAAGGACGAUACCGGGGAGAGAAAAUGGUGGAAACUGCGACAUAAAAAACCUUAGUAGAGGAUCAAAGAUAUACCUUCCUGUAUUUGUAGAAGGAGGAAAUCUCAGUACUGGUGAUAUGCACUUCUCUCAGGGCGAUGGUGAAGUCUCAUUCUGUGGGGCAAUUGAGAUGAGUGGCUUUCUGGAUCUCAAAUGUGAGAUUAUAAGGGAUGGAAUGAAAGAGUAUCUGACGCCAAUGGGGCCAACUCCUCUUCAUGUGAACCCAAUAUUUGAGAUAGGACCUGUUGAACCAAGAUUCUCAGAAUGGCUGGUAUUUGAGGGUAUAAGUGUUGAUGAGAGCGGGAGGCAGCACUAUCUCGACGCAACCGUUGCUUACAAGCGUGCAGUACUUAAUGCCAUUGACUACCUCUCCAAAUUUGGAUAUUCCAAAGAACAGGUCUACCUUCUGUUAUCCUGCUGCCCAUGUGAAGGGAGGAUUUCUGGUAUAGUCGAUUCCCCCAAUGCUGUGGCAACUCUGGCAAUUCCAACUGCAAUAUUUGAUCAGGAUAUUCGUCCAAAAGCCGGCAAAGUGCCAGUUGGACCCCGGCUAGUGAGGAAACCGGACGUCCUGAAAUGUAGUUACGAUGGAAAUUUGCCCACAACUAAGAACCCUUGCUCUAGCUCCACAAUCUGAAUAUCACCAAGGGCACUGAAUAAACAAAGCAUGUACUUCCCAUUGUGUUCCAUGAACUCUUAGGACUUGUGUAUUUAAUUCUUUGACAAAAAGUGGUGCUGAUAUGGUGUUGGAUAUCAUCUUGUCUCUCGAUGAGCAAUUGAAAAACAGAGUACUAGUGGCAGACCAUAUGAUUGUUAUGUGGA